AUGAAGCCCCCCAACCUUGCCCCCAUCCCCAGUCGCACGGACGGGAGUGUUAAGCAGAUGGAGUUACACAGGAUAGCUUGUGUCUCACAGCUUCCUGGAUGCCCAAGUCGCCCCCGGCGGGACGUCCCGCUGCCCGAGUCGCCCCCGGCUGCUCCCGGCGGGACGUCCCGUUCCCCGAGUCUCCCCCGGCUGCUCCCGGCGGGACGUCCCGUUCCCCGAGUCUCCCCCGGCGGGACGUCCCGCUGCCCGAGUCGCCCCCGGCUGCUCCCGGCGGGACGUCCCGUUCCCCGAGUCUCCCCCGGCGGGACGUCCCGCUGCCCGAGUCGCCCCCGGCUGCUCCCGGCGGGACGUCCCGUUCCCCGAGUCUCCCCCGGCGGGACGUCCCGCUGCCCGAGUCGCCCCCGGCUGCUCCCGGCGGGACGUCCCGUUCCCCGAGUCUCCCCCGGCGGGACGUCCCGCUGCCCGAGUCGCCCCCGGCUGCUCCCGGCGGGACGUCCCGUUCCCCGAGUCUCCCCCGGCGGGACGUCCCGCUGCCCGAGUCGCCCCCGGCUGCUCCCGGCGGGACGUCCCGUUCCCCGAGUCUCCCCCGGCGGGACGUCCCGCUGCCCGAGUCGCCCCCGGCUGCUCCCGGCGGGACGUCCCGUUCCCCGAGUCUCCCCCGGCGGGACGUCCGGCAGCCAGCGGCCCGGCGCCGACAACAGGAAGCGGAAGGGCUGCGGGGAGGCGGAGCGGGGGAACAGCCGGCAGCUGCACGCCUGCCCGGGGAUGGAGGCCGGAGACACCGCGGAGCUGGGAGGACCGGCCCCGACCCUGGGAGGACCAGGACCGACCGCGGGAGGACCGGCCCCGACCCUGGGAGGACCAGGACCGACCGCGGGAGGACCGGCCCCGACCCCCGGCGCGGAGCCCGGCUCCCAGCCGACCGGACUGUGCACCAGCCCGGGGGCCGGCGGCCGGGAGCCGUGCACCAGCCCGGGGCCGUGCACAGACCCGGAAGAUGCAGCGGCGUCCGACGGGCUGGAAGGGACGGGGCCGUGCGCGGUCCCGGGAGGGAGAGGACUGUGCGCGGUCCCGGGAGGGAGAGGACUGUGCGCGGUCCCGGGAGGCGCGCGACCCGGCGCGAGCCCGGCUGCGGUGCGCGCGCCGCAACAACCCGCCGCUGUGAAAAGGAAGGUCUCGCUGUCGGGGUGUGAAGCGUGCGGGACUGCGGAGGCCAAGUACAGGUGCCCUCGGUGCAUGACCUACUCCUGCAGUUUGCUCUGUGUGAAGAAGCAUAAAGCGGAGAGUGGGUGCAGCGGCAUUCGGGAUAAAACGGCCUUCCAGUCGCUCAGCGAUUUCACGGAGAUGCAGCUACUCAGCGAUUACAGGUUCCUCGAGGACACUGGGAGACUGGCGGACAGCGCGCAUCGAGACACGUUUGUUCACCAACCAACGUCCAGUAAAGCUCUGAACUUCAUGAAAAACCGUGCUCGAAGGUGUAACAUGAACCUGAAACUGUUACCCAUUGGGUUCACCAGACGAAGGGAGAAUUCAACGUUCUACCACAAGAGGGAGCAGAUGUUUUAUUGGCACGUGAAGCUGGUGUUUCCUCAGAGCUGUGCGGCAUACACAGAGAGGAGGGUGGCUGAUAAGAAGACAGUGGAAGAACUACUGAGGAAGUACAUCGACCCGCAGGAAUCCGACCCAGUCAUUCGACAGAAGCUAAAGGUUUAUGCCCGGACCCCUCUCGACCAAGUGUGCAUCUUUCUGAAGGUGGAAGAUCGAAAGUGCAACUCCCUCAGGUAUCACAAGCUGGAUUUAAGUCAAACGCUUGCAGAGAACCUGAGGCAGAAGACAAUUAUUGAAUAUCCCACAUUAUUCGUGGUGUUGAAGGAGAAUUCUUCUGAGUAUAAGUUACUCUGCGAUGAUAACUCGGAUGAGGAUUCUCGGAAUGGUACAGACUCCUCGACAGAGAAUGGAAGAGAAGAAGGGGAAGUCAGAGAUGGCUCCUGAGUAAAUCUGAAUCGCACCCAACAUACGGCACUCUGACUUGAAUCAGUGUUGGGUGGGACCAGAUGCAGUUGCUUACCCACUGGGACUGUGUUGACAGCACAUUCACAAGUGUUAUCUUUUUUAGAAGAUCUCAAAUAAAUUUCCUAAAUAAU
Molecule: messenger RNA, 2144 nt
Organism: Pristis pectinata (smalltooth sawfish)
Lineage: Eukaryota; Metazoa; Chordata; Chondrichthyes; Rhinopristiformes; Pristidae
Gene: znhit6
Product: zinc finger HIT-type containing 6
Exons: 11
Coding region: 1-1992 (663 amino acids)
Biological process (GO): maturation of LSU-rRNA from tricistronic rRNA transcript (SSU-rRNA, 5.8S rRNA, LSU-rRNA); box C/D snoRNP assembly; snoRNA localization
Cellular component (GO): nucleus; pre-snoRNP complex
Source: RefSeq, a predicted model, not a curated record